AUGGUAACCGCUAUAUAGAAUUCAACCCAUACAAGUGACACAACACGAAAAAAGAACCAUAAAGCGACCAACCCACUUUUUACACCUGACAUAACCACUCGAAACUCCGCAAGUGUCUCAAGAAAAUCGAAAUUAAAAAGUGAUUCUUCAACCCUUGAUAAUCUAAAUAUAUUGGAAUCAGUCCUGGACUCAGAGCUUGAGCUCAAAUUUCAAUCCAAACAGAGGACCAACGAACUCUUGAAAACUCAGAACGGCCCAAUUUCUGAAGAAAUCCAGCUUCAGUUGCAUGCAAGAGACAUGAAAAUCAACGAACUAAACCGAGAAAUAUUAUCUCUCAGAGCUAAGCUAAAACUAAAUAAAGAGAAUAACAUCGUUCAAGAACUCCAAGAAAAAUCAAAAGCCUUUGAAGUUGAGCUGCUAUCUCAAAGAUUCAUAUUAGAAAAAGAAGAAAAACGAUAUGAAGAUUUAAAGCAACAAUACGACAAUUCACUUGUAGAGUGAGAGUUAGAAAGAGCAAAGCUUAUCCACCAACAAGAAGAAAUCAGAGGAGAAGUCCAGGUCCAAAAAAUAAGACUUGGAAAAAAACGAGAAGAAAAUGAUGAGCUAAAAAAUGAUAACAUUCAGCUAUCAAAAUUAAUAGAUGAGCUAACUGGGCAUAAUAAAGAACUUGUGGCGAAAGUAGAGAAUAUGAUCAAUGAAUUGGAUGAAACAGCAAGAAGAUAUCAUGAGCUUAAAGCCAAAGAAGGGUAUUAUGAUCAAGUCGAAAAAAUGCUUGAAGAAUACAUGGCAGGAAAAGCGAAAAAAGAUACACAGAAAGCAAAGUUUGAGCAAGCUAUAGAGAAGAUGAAAAAGUUUAAGGGGGCAGCUGAGCGAAUUGAAAAUUCCAUAAAAGACCUUGAAGACUCAAUGAAGAAGAAAAUUGUUGCACUUAAUAGUGUAAGGCCAGAUAGAAUUUCGAGCGAACUUCCUCAGAUUACUGGGUCUCUCCAAGAUUUAAUAAGACAUGCAGAAGAAAUCCGUAAUACAUUUCAUGCCAAUAUCCCUACUGACUUAUUAUCUGACUCAUCGCCUGCACAACCCAAUGCAAGCACCAGAGUUGUCGAGCUCGAACAGGAACUCCUUAAAAUCGACUUGCAGUUCAAACAAUACAAAGCUGAAGAGAGUACAAAGGACCAGCAAAUAGAAAGCCUAAAACAGAUAAUGGAAAGGCACCAUAAAGAGCACCUUGAUUGGCAAGCUCACAUGAAAAGCAAAAUCCUAAUCUAUAAGCAAAGAAUCCAAGAUCUCAAAGAUAAAGCCGAGAUGGCUAACCGAGAAGUCCAGAAAAAAGAUUUCGACAUCCAAAACGACAUUUUCAAACUCGAAAAUUUAAACAACAAAAUCGAGCUUCUCGCUAAAAAAAACAAUGAAGCUGUUAUGAGAGAAGAAGAUUUGAAGUCUCAAAUUUCCUCUAUGAAAUCAAAAAUCGCAAGUUUGAUUGAAGACAAGCACUCUAGCGAAAGCAAUCUUAAGGUCAGAGAAAGGAAAAUUUACAAGUCACUGAUGGUUUUGCAGACCAUAAAGCAGGAAAUGUUCAAAAAAGACACAGAACUCUUAAAGAAAAACAAAGAAAUCGCCAGGAUGGAAGGGGAAAUGGAGAAAUUGAAAGGGAUGGAGCAAAAAUUCCACUCGAGGGCUAAGUUGAUUGAAGGCGACCUUUUAUCAAAACUCAGCAAAGAACUAGAAGAAAGGGACCAAAAAAUUGAUAUGCUGAAAGAAAUGCUGAGAGGAAACCAGCCAGCAAGACGGAAAACUGAGGAGUCUUCAGAGUUAUAA
Messenger RNA from Blepharisma stoltei, 1815 nucleotides. The record is from the annotation of a GenBank genome assembly. Lineage: Eukaryota; Ciliophora; Heterotrichea; Heterotrichida; Blepharismidae.